GCUUUACAAGUAAGAUUACUUGUCAAAGGGAAACCUGUCCCAGUCUGCUUAACCUCUAAGCAAAAAGCUGUGGUGUUGCUGUGCCAACUCUCACUUACUGACACCCAACCCACAGCUCACAAAUAACAACGUGUCACCGACACAUUCUUGUCGGCGAUGCACGCAAGCGACGGUCCCCCAAACCUAACUUCACCACCUGUCCUCAUCUGUCUUCUUUCUUCUUUCUUCUUCUUCUUCUUCUGCUUCUUCUUCAUGUUAAGAUCCCCUUUGACAAAAACAAAUAUUGGUACGUAAAAAAUAUGUCUAAAGAUAGCUAUGCAUAAAGCGAAAUAUUCAAUACCUAACCCUCGUUUUGGGAUUCCUUCAUUUUCUCUUCACCGUCAGCUUUUUAUUCUAUUCACGUUUCUCCAGCAUUACACACCUUUCUCUUGUUGAACCUUUAGCUGUCUCUCGUUCUUAGUUUCUUGAUCAUUAAUUUAGUUACGUACAACACAAACCCAUUAAUUAAAAUUUAAUUCGAUCCUCCCACAUAUAAUACCAAUCUUCCUUGUGUACUUGAAUCUUUUUGUUGUUGAGGCAGCGAGAAAUAAUGGCGCCCCGUCUAUUCUCCUGCUUUGGCAAGUGCAACUCCUCCUCAUCUUCCUCUUCCACGUCGAUGCAUGGGAAAGGGAAAAGCAACGUGACCGUGGAUGCAUCAGCGGAGGAGCAACGCCGCGGCGGGGCUGUCCUUGUCGAGUUGUUUUCCUCUCAAGGGUGUGUUACGUCGCCGGAGGCUGAGUUGUUGGUUUCAAGGCUAGGGAGAGGGGACUUCGCCCUUGAAACACCUGUGAUUGUGUUGGGAUUUCAUGUUGAUUAUUGGGAUUAUAUGGGGUGGAAAGACCCUUUUGGUUCCAGCCAGUGGACAGUUAGGCAAAAGGCUUAUGUUGAAGCGUUGAAGCUUGACACAAUGUUUACACCGCAAGUGGUUGUUCAGGGCAGGGCUCAAUGUGUAGGCAAUGAGGAGGAGUCUCUUUUGUCUUCCAUCAUGAAUGCUCCCAAAUUUCCUUCUCCCACUUUUCAGGCAACCUUCCAAAGGCCAACAUCAGAAUCCUUGCAAGUGAGUCUAUCCGGAGCAUUAAGAACAAAAGUUGACAGCAAUGGUGCUAACGUAAUGGCAGCUCUCUAUGAGAGUGGAUUGCUGACUGACUGCUCCAAAGGAGAAAACAAAGGUCGUGUCCUGUCUAAUGACUACGUUGUCCGAAAGCUUGAAAAGCUCGCCACUGUCAAAGACGUUUCUGCCAAGAAGACAGUAUCAGGAACUGUUAAUUUUUCUCUCUGGGAAGGAUUCAAUAGCUCCAAAUGUGGUAUUGUUGUCUUUGUUCAAGACAACUCCCAUCAAAUUUUUGGUUCUCAGAAUUUUCAGUUGCCAGAUAACAUAUGAAUAAUACUCGGUUUCGAAUUGAGCACUAUUUUUAUAUUUUCUGGCUACCCUUUUAGGCCCUUUAUGUACAGGAUGUGUUAGAUUUAAUUCUUCUUUUCUUCUUUUCUUCUUUCCUUUUUUUUUUUUUUUACCUUCUCUUAUUCAUGGAUGAUAGAAAUUGGUGAGAGAGACAUGUUAUACGUAUCAUGAUAUGAUGAAUUUCUUCCAGAUUGCGAGUGAAUUUUCAUUCUUGAUUUCUUUA
Ricinus communis (castor bean) is the source of this 1661-nucleotide messenger RNA. RefSeq lists its product as uncharacterized. NCBI's taxonomy places the organism in Eukaryota, Viridiplantae, Streptophyta, Magnoliopsida, Malpighiales, Euphorbiaceae. The transcript has 2 exons. The coding region runs from base 590 to 1420 and encodes 276 amino acids. The record is from RefSeq and is a predicted model, not a curated record.